This is a messenger RNA of Gossypium raimondii (Peruvian cotton), 1556 nucleotides long. Its product is annotated as fasciclin-like arabinogalactan protein 2. The record is from RefSeq and is a predicted model, not a curated record. Gene Ontology annotation, cellular component: plasma membrane. Lineage: Eukaryota; Viridiplantae; Streptophyta; Magnoliopsida; Malvales; Malvaceae. Bases 46 to 1242 code for a protein of 398 amino acids. The transcript is spliced from 2 exons.
UCCCUAGAUCCAACCCUCUCCUAUCUUCUCCAUUCCCAACCCACCAUGUCACCUGCAACCACCGCCCUCUUCCUCCUCCUCCUCCUCCUCUUCUCCACCUCAAAUGCACACAACAUCACACGCAUACUCGCCAAACACCCUGAGUUCUCCACCUUCAACCACUACCUCACCCUCACUCAUUUGGCUUCCGAGAUCAACCGACGCGAAACCAUUACUGUUCUGGCCCUCAACAAUGCUGCCAUGUCAUCUCUCUUGUCUAAACAACUCUCCCUCUACACCCUCAAGAACGUCCUCUCUCUCCAUGUCCUCGUCGACUACUUCGGUUCCAAGAAGCUUCACCAGAUUACCAAUGGAACUGCUUUGACGUCCACCAUGUUCCAGGCUAGUGGCGCCGCUCCUGGUUCCUCUGGCUACAUCAACAUCACUGAUCUCAAAGGCGGAAAAGUCGGCUUCGGGGCUGAAAACAACGAUGGAAAUCUCGAUGCUGUUUACGUUAAGUCCGUUGCAGAGAUUCCUUACAACAUCUCUGUCUUACAAAUCAGUCAGGUUUUGAAUUCAGCUGAAGCUGAAGCCCCAACCGCGGAGCCAAGCAAGCUUAAUCUAACAGAGAUAAUGUCAAAGCAAGGAUGCAAAUCUUUUGCAGAUUUGCUGAUCUCUUCAGGAGCUGAUGCAACAUUUAACGAAAACAUCGAUGGGGGUUUAACAGUGUUUUGCCCCACCGACCCUGUUAUUAAGGAUUUCAUGCCCAAAUACAAGAACUUGACAGCAUCCAAGAAAGCGUCCCUGCUGUUGUACCACGGCGUUCCCGUGUAUCAGUCCAUGCAAAUGCUGAAAUCCAACAACGGGAUUAUGAACACAUUGGCCACUGAUGGAGCAAACAAGUAUGAUUUCACCAUUCAAAACGACGGCGAGGUGGUGACAUUGGAGACUAAAGUUAUGACUGCAAAGAUUACAGGGACUUUGAAGGAUGAAGAGCCUUUGAUUGUUUACAAAAUUAACAAGGUAUUAUUGCCCAGGGAGUUGUACAAGCCAGUGGAAGCGCCGGCUGAGUCACCCAAGCCAUCAAAAUCCAAAUCCAAAUCCAAACACAAGGUAGCCGAUGCACCGGAAUCCGAUGCACCAGCGGAGAGUGAUCCAGCUGAUGAUCAGACGGCAGAUAAUGACAGUGGGGUUGCAGGACUGGACGGUAGGAGAUUGGUGAUGGUGAUGCUGAGCCUGUGCAUUGGGGUAUUGCUGAUGUGAAUACACUGAUAUAGAAAUAUUUAUCAGAUUGAUACAAAUUGUAUGGGAGACAAUACUUUUUAGGCCAUUGGAUAACGAGAAAUGGGUCCUUAUUUCAUGUGAGAGAUUUGAAAUUUUCUUUUUCUUUUAAUUUCUUUGGUGGUUUGUGAGCAAAAGAGCAAUAAGUGAUGAAUCCCACUUGCAUGGGGUCAUUUUCUUUAUUCUUUUUUAUUUAUUUCUGUUUGUCAUUAUUAGACUGUAAUGUAUAGAAUAGAUUACAUUGCAUCUUGUUUGAGCUGUAAAUGCAAUAUUCUUUUUUGUUUCUUUUUUCUAAA